This is a messenger RNA of Pocillopora verrucosa, 2148 nucleotides long. The record is from RefSeq and is a predicted model, not a curated record. NCBI's taxonomy places the organism in Eukaryota, Metazoa, Cnidaria, Anthozoa, Scleractinia, Pocilloporidae.
AUGGCUGGGUUUUCGAGUUCUACUCUAUUUCUAAUAUUCCUCUGUUUAACCGAUGCUUUUGCCAGUGAGAGUUAUACCAAUGUAUGGGCCGUAAAAUUUCGUGGUAAUCAGGAAGAAGUCGAGCGGUUUGCCUCGAAAAAUAAUCUGAUCUACGACAGACAUCUCAUUGAGGACUAUCAUACCUUAAAAAGGCCUGAUCUGCUGAAAAGUUCUCAAAAGACACAGUUGUCAUUGGAGAUUGAUGGCAAGUUGCAUUCAGAGCAAAAGGUUGAGUGGUUUAUGCAUCAGAAGGUGAAAAAGUAUAAACUGUUUUCUAAUAAACACCCUGAAAUACCUUGGUACAUUAAUAGACCUGAGGGAUCCCAAGGCCCAACAUUCAAUGUCAUUUCUGCCUGGGAUGCAGGAUACACAGGAAAAGGAAUUACAGUGGCAGUAGUUGAUGAUGGAGUUGAUGGCAGUCAUCCUGAACUAAAGGAAAACUAUAGAAGGGACUUAAGUUUCGAUUAUGUGAAUGGCAGUACCAUGGAAUAUGGAACACCUGUAUCUGGCUGCAAGUGGUUAAUGGACAAGGAGGGUGUGGAUGUUAUUGUGUCAGAUGUUGAAGUUUGUGGGGUGAAAAUAUCUGGACUGUAUUUAAAUCAGUACUGCAGAAGUGAUACCAAUAUUUACAUCAUACAAUUCACUUGUAGCCAUGGCAAUAAAUGUGCAGGUGUCAUAGCUGGAAAACGUGGUAAUGAUUUAUGUGGAACAGGAGUGGCUUAUGAAGCCAACAUUGCAGGUGUUCGCCUCUUUGAUUCUGGCAUUUGGUCGACUGACGCAUGGGAAUUCUUGGCCUUGAAACAUAAACUAGAAAGCAUUGACAUAUACUCCAACAGCUGGGGGCCUGGGGACAUAGGCUGGGAAGUAAAAGGUCCUGGACCGCUGGCCAGUAAAGCUUUAGAACUUGGAACAACAACGGGUCGUGGUGGCCUUGGUGCCAUCUACACGUUUGCAGCUGGUAAUGGAGGCCUGUAUGGAGACAGUUGUGCAUACAAUGGUUACGUAAAUAGUAUAUACACCAUCGCUAUUGCCGGUGUAAAUCAUGAUGGAUCCCUGCCCACCUACGCUGAAGAGUGCCCCGGAAUAAUGGCCACCGCUUAUAGUUGGGAUUCGUACAAAAACAAACACUUCAGGGAUUCAGACAAACACAUUAUUACAACUGCUGAUAACAAGAAAGGAUGUGUUCAUAAUUUCUCGGAAUCGUCAGCGGCUACUGCAAUCGCAUCAGGAUUGAUUGCACUAACCCUGCAAGCAAAUACUAAUUUAACAUGGCGUGACGUUCAACAUAUCAUAGCAAACAGUGCAAGAGCAGCGCCGGGUGGGGUCUUCCUCGAACGUGGAGAGUGGCAGCAAAACAAAGCAGGAUUUUACUUUAGUAAGUAUUAUGGCUUUGGACUCAUGGACGCUGGCAGGAUGGUGAAUCUAGCAAAGAACUGGACUCAAGUCCCUCGGCAGCGGAAAUGCGAAAUUGAAGGGAGUGAAAGGCAAAUCCCAGGUACAGUUUCAGUGGAGGUGAAAAAUUGCGAGAUCAAGUUCCUGGAACACGUGCAGAUCAGAGUAGAUCUUAAUUUCUCUCGCCGUGGUGACUUGUUACUUCAUUUGAAGUCACCGAGUAACACAACCUGUCCAUUGACGCGAGACCGCUUUGCAGACAACUUUCAGAAGUUCACGAACUUGACAGACUGGUAUAUUACAACUCUGUUUCACUGGGGAGAGAAUCCUACAGGGAAAUGGGAGCUCAAGAUUAGUGAUGCUGACCCACGAAACCCAAGUGCAGGCAAACUUCAUAGCUGGUCUUUGAUAUUGUAUGGUACAUCAUCCCCUCCACUCAAACCCAGAGUCGAACAGGACAUCCAACCAAGGAAUGCUGAAAGCACAAGAAAGGAACUUUCACCAACAUCUAGACCAACCAAACCAGUUCCUCUGGUGCGCAUCGUCUUUCCUGGUGUAGGUGUAGGUGCUUUGACUUUGAUAUUGAUCACCGGAUAUUGUUGUCACCGCCGUCUGAGAAAAAAUAAGACGAAAGAUAAUCAAGAAUCUGAUAACAGGGAAAUUAAUUAUCAAUCAACAGGGUGUCCUGAAAAAAAAUCUCAAGGAGAUAUGGUUUAG